Ornithodoros turicata is the source of this 2520-nucleotide messenger RNA. RefSeq names its product choline-phosphate cytidylyltransferase B-like. The coding region runs from base 452 to 2269 and encodes 605 amino acids. Lineage: Eukaryota; Metazoa; Arthropoda; Arachnida; Ixodida; Argasidae. Gene Ontology annotation, biological process: CDP-choline pathway. Gene Ontology annotation, molecular function: phosphatidylcholine binding; choline-phosphate cytidylyltransferase activity. The transcript has 8 exons. The record is from RefSeq and is a predicted model, not a curated record.
GUCCGUCCUCCACGAGCUACUUGAUGUUUAGACGUCUCACCCACGCUCAUACUAGAGUCCUUCCUGAUAACGGACUGCCCAUCGCGCAAGAAAUCACCUCAUGCUGUAGCCUGAUCAAGGCAGCACCGCUACGCGUGCAUAUUGAGUGACGUGCAAUUCGUCCUCAUUGCCAGCGAAGGAAUCUGACGUCAUCGCACUUGCACAACUUGGAAGAGCAUUUUGAGGACUCUCUUCCCUUUUUAUCUUGUUCCUGCUUUUGCCGAAGUCCAUGAAUCCUAGACAGAAAUGUUAAGAUUAGAUUGACCAAGUACCACCCUGUUGACUUCAGUGUAUCACUUGAAGUGUAGCCUUUCAACCAACAGCCCGGUAGACUUCCAGUCUCUGGUUCUCGCUGUUGUAUCAGACACGUUGAUCGAGGCAGUAGGGAAAACAACGAGGGCUUUCGGAAAAGAUGUCGUGUGUCCAGAGGAAACGUGCGAGAGAAGAAAACCACUUCAGUCAGUGUGAUGGGCCUUCUCCAAAGCGCAUGACUCUUACUCGUCCUGCUGCCUUCAGCGAUGACCCGCAGGCAAUUGCUGAAAGGGAUAGAUGUGAUUACAGCAAUAAAGUCACAAUGGAAAUGGCGAAAGCGGGACUUGCAACCCGCCCGGUGAGGGUGUAUGCCGACGGCAUUUAUGAUUUGUUCCACCAGGGGCAUGCACGUCAACUCAUGCAGGCCAAGUCUGCCUUUCCCAACGUUUAUCUCAUUGUUGGUGUGAACAACGACGAGAUGACGCACACGAUGAAAGGAAAAACUGUGAUGACGGACAAGGAACGUUACGAGGCCGUGCGCCACUGCAGAUACGUGGACGAAGUUGUGAGGGACGCCCCCUGGGUGUUGGACGACGAGUUCUUAGAAAAGCACAAGAUCGAUUUCGUGGCGCACGACGACAUACCUUACACGAUGGGCAACGAUGACGACGUCUAUAAGGGAAUCAAAGAAAGGGGCAUGUUUCUGACUACACAGAGGACAGAGGGCGUAUCGACAUCCGACCUCGUUGCACGAAUUGUCAGGGAUUACGACGUCUACGUCAGACGGAACCUCGCUCGGGGAUACUCAGCCAGGGACAUGAAUGUGUCCUUUCUCAAUGAGAAAAGGUUCUUGCUUCAGAACAAGAUGGAUGAACUCAAAGACAAAAGCCGCCAGUUGGUGGAAAACCUGGAUGGCAAGCGGCACGAACUCAUUCAGAGGUGGGAAGAAAAAUCGAGAGAAUUCAUCUUUAACUUCCUGGAGCUCUUUGGUCGGGAGGGGAGACUGGAAUCCGAAUCCGAAAGUCUGGAGCCGCCCGUCGAUGAAUACAUCGAAUCGCUCACGUCUCAGUACAUGGAAAUCGCAAAUUUGUUCCGGCCGCCCCCCAAGGCUCGCACACGCAAGGGGCCCUCUAGGGACAGCUCCCCUUUCAAGCACUGCGGCUGCGGGAGCACGUUGCCGUCCCACACGCCCGAGCGCCGUUUGAGCAGCGUGCCGGCGCUACCGGGCAAACCCGCCGCGGCUCAACUGGCCGGAACGCACGAUGUACUGGAGGUGUCCGAGUCGCCCGACGCUUCGCCGUGCGUUUCGGCCACAAAUCUCGCCAGGCACGACCUGCUGAGCAAGCGCGCUAGUGACCUGCUUGAGGCGAACUUGAUGCGGCAUUGCUCUCGGGAUUCUUCAUUGGCUGCUUUUCCCAGCCCUAAGCACGGUGCCAGAAGGCUCCCCGUAGCGUCCAACGGUGCUCUAGAGUCUGAGACAUCACGAGAUGGACAUAGUGAUAAGCAAGAUGGUGCCAAAGCACCGCCAGCGAUAAAUGAAGGCAUUGGAAAGCAAGGCGUAAUCCAUGCCAUUGGAACUGCCGGGACGGCUCAAGAACAGGCUGUCGCUGGGACUUCGGUGAAACAAAAGCCAGAUACAGCCAGUGAUGCUUCACCGUUGAAAUCUGCGGCAGAUGAUGUAAUCAGUGUGGGGGAAGUGAAGCAGCCCCAACAAAGAGGGGAUGUGAGCAUGUUGCCAAGCCAAGAGUUCCUCGUGCAUGAUACAACACCGAAGGUUUCGCCCGAGGUACUCCAAGGUCCUCCUCCCCAGGUCGCUGCUGCAGCUGAGACGCAGGAAGGUUUGACAGGUGGCGCCGGUGGUAAAGAAGACGGUGCUACUCCAGGUGUCAACCAAACUAUAGUUACCAGCAAUAGUGAUUCGUCGGAGUUACCACCGAGAGGGGGUGCCACCCCUGAGGGUGCAAAAAAAGAGGAAUGAAAAGUGACUGUCGUAGAAAAUGCAGAUUAGCAGCGCUGCUCAUGUUUUGUGCCAACGUGACGGAAUCUCUGCUGGCAGGCCUACUGCCACUCUUGCGAAAGUGCAAGGGGGAAAAUUGGAAUAGUAGCUGCUGUUUCGUACAUCAAAAUGGCAUACAACUAUCAUGCAAGGUAGAAAUAGGAACAAAAUUAUUUCAGUAAUAGUGAAGGACGAUUUAAACAUUCUGCAAUAAACCAAUGAUAGGUUCUAUA